AUGUGGCUGUGGCAGCCUACCGGAGACCUGGGUCGCUCAACACCUUUCGCCUGCGUGAGGUCCCCGAUAAAAUGGCAACGCAAAAAACGAGACCACGUUUUUACUCCUCGACUCAACCCGAGUAUUUGCCAUGGUUUUUACAUCACACCGGCAGUUUUUAAUACAAACACCAGUGUUUUGCGCACCCUUUUUAAAUCGUCUGGUGGCCGCGGAGGUUUUUGCCUGAUAUUUUCGCCUGCAUCCAGUGGUGUGUGUGACAAACAAUCACCGUACAUUCCGGAAGCAUUCCACAUCCCCCCUGACGGCCGUAAGAGGUGUCGCGAGGCGUCCCGAUCGGAAUUCCUGAUUUCAAGAUAUCCACACCUCUCUCUCCAGGAUGAAUAUGUACCCAUGGUAUCGCGAUUCCGUCGGAGGCCAACUAGGCCAAUUAUGUGGCCCAAUGGCCACCACCAUCAAGACUGAAAACGGUUACAACGACUGCAUGUUAGCCUUAGACUACGCCA
Messenger RNA from Anoplophora glabripennis (Asian longhorned beetle), 503 nucleotides. RefSeq lists its product as uncharacterized. The transcript is spliced from 3 exons. The coding region runs from base 1 to 462 and encodes 153 amino acids. NCBI's taxonomy places the organism in Eukaryota, Metazoa, Arthropoda, Insecta, Coleoptera, Cerambycidae. The record is from RefSeq and is a predicted model, not a curated record.